Paramecium sonneborni is the source of this 430-nucleotide messenger RNA. The record is from the annotation of a GenBank genome assembly. NCBI's taxonomy places the organism in Eukaryota, Ciliophora, Oligohymenophorea, Peniculida, Parameciidae.
UAUGAGACAUUCAACACCUUUGAAAUCAUAAUCUUAACAUCAUAAAUGUGGCAAAUUUAAUAAUCAAAUUUAACAUCGUAGCACACAAGAAUAAGAUUUAUUUGUUAAAUAUAAUAAAUUACUUAAAUAACAUGCUCAAUCUAUCACUUAAAGAUCUUAGAUUAUUUAAGCAAGUCAAUAUUUAUUAAAAAGUGGAUUUGCAAACAAUCCAAAAAAAACAAGAAAUACAUUAAAUGUUAUUUCUGAUAUUUGUAAUGCUUAGCAAUAGAAAGUUUCUUAAAGAAAUAAAAGUCUAGGUAAUAGUUCAAAAGUAGCAGGAACUAAUUCUCAAAAUCAAAUAAUCUCAAAUAAUAAAUCAGGACCUCACAAAAUUAUAUCUGAGACAUCUAAAACUAAUGAAGCUAUUCAAAGAUUACUUAAACUUAAAUGA